Molecule: messenger RNA, 435 nt
Organism: Komagataella phaffii GS115
Lineage: Eukaryota; Fungi; Ascomycota; Pichiomycetes; Pichiales; Pichiaceae
Product: Subunit g of the mitochondrial F1F0 ATP synthase
Exons: 1
Coding region: 1-435 (144 amino acids)
Biological process (GO): proton motive force-driven ATP synthesis
Molecular function (GO): proton transmembrane transporter activity
Source: RefSeq, a predicted model, not a curated record
AUGUUGUCCCGUUCAUUGAUCCAGUCUACAAAGACCGCCACCAGAAAUGUGCGUUUUGCCUCCACUAAUGCUAGUAAGCAGAGCAUUGUUGAGAAGGUGACCAAUUUGUCAUCGCAAGUUGUUUACUGGGGAAAAGUCACUGGUGAAAUUGCCAAACAAGUUUACGUCAAGGAAGGCCUGAGUCCUCCUACCACCACCCAGAUCCAAAGUGUUUACCAAGAUCUCUACAAGAAGGCUUUAGAAUCUUUUGCUAACCCUCAAGCUGCCUUCCAAUCUGUCAAGGAAUCCGCCAAGAACCUCAACAAGGAUAUUGUCCUGAAGUACGGUGCUUAUGGUAUUCAAUUGGUUGGUCUGUUCUCCUUGGGAGAGAUUAUUGGAAGAAGACAAAUUGUCGGUUACCCAUCUUUCGGACCUAAGGCUGCUGCCCACCACUAA